AUGCCGGGUCUCAGACCCAUAUUACCGCUCGGAUCGCUCCGGAUACGUCCAGCAGCGUCCCAUCGUCUGGCUUUCCGCCCAAUACCUCUCCCCUCCCGACCCCUCGUCCGCUUCAACUCGCAGCUCCCACCCCCUCUUCCACCACAUCAUGAUCGGCCGAGUUCAUCUUCAUCCUCAUCCUCGGCUUCUUCAAAUGGCGGACCUAAAAAUGACGAUUCCUAUGGAGACAAAAUGAAGCAAGCCGCCAAAACGCCGACGAGAUGGUAUCCUAUACCCAUAGCUCUCGGGGCUAUCGUCAUCCUUGCUGUGCAGCUACGGAAGCAGAUGGGAGGGCCGGGAUCGGAGACGUUUGAAGUGACUAGUCAGGGGGAACAGGGGGCGGUCUUGAAAGCUAGGAAUGUGGAUGGGCCAUGGCAGGUCCGAGUGCUUGGUGCGUUGCCAUUACGGUCGUUAUCCCAAUUAUGGGGCUACCUGAACGGCCUGGUCCUGCCCGUUUGGUUCAGGCCGUACGGGUUCCGGCUGUACUCCUAUAUUUUCGGGUGCGAUCUAUCCGAGGUACCGCAAGAUCUGGCCUCGUACGAGAGUCUCGGAGACUUCUUCUACCGUCAGCUCAGAGAAGGAGCUCGUCCAAUAUCCGACGCCGCCAUGGUCUCACCAGCCGAUGGCCGUGUCCUCCACUUUGGUGAAAUAACGGGCGAGCGCGUCGAGCAAGUCAAGGGAAUAACCUACUCUCUUGGCGCCCUUCUAGGACAGGAGGGCGAGGCGGUGGGUGAAAAGUCGGAAGUGGUUCGGAGAGGCGAUGCAGGCGUCCAAUUCGUGGACGAUGAGAAUUUCGCGACGAUCAACGAUAUCCCCUACUCGAUCGACAAACUCAUGGGGAGCGGGCGGGAGACGAAGGAGGAGAGGGAGGGGACCACCGAGAUCCCCUCCGAGACCCAGGCCAACGGGGAAGAGGUCGAUGCCUCUCACCGCUCCUCCGCCUCGGACGUGACGCACGACACCUCGGUCGCCAUCUCCCUCGGCUCGUCCGCCCUGUCCAGCGUCACCGAACGUGGCCGCGACCUAAAACUCAUCAACCCGGCCAACAAACUCUACUUUAUGGUCGUCUACCUCGCUCCGGGCGACUAUCACCGUUUCCACAGUCCCACCAACUGGGUCGUGGAGCGCCGUCGUCAUUUCACCGGCGACCUCUUCUCGGUCUCCCCCUAUAUCGCCAAUCGCCUCUCUAACCUCUUCGUCCUGAAUGAACGGGUGGCGUUGCUGGGAAGGUGGAAAUACGGAUUCUACUCGAUGGUGCCUGUCGGAGCGACCAACGUGGGGUCCAUCAUGAUCAACUUUGAUGAGAAUUUACGGACGAAUACGAGGAAACUCAGCCACCCGGCGCAUACGUUUACAGAGGCGGUGUAUACCUCGGCGUCAAAGAUUCUGCAGGGCCAGCCGUUGUUGGCUGGGGAGGAAAUGGGGGGGUUCAAGCUGGGGAGUACGAUCGUGAUGGUGUUUGAAGCGCCAAAGAACUGGAAGUUUACGGUCAAUGCGGGUGAUAAGGUCAAGGUCGGACAGGAAAUGGGGAGGUUGGUAGAUGAAUAG
Molecule: messenger RNA, 1587 nt
Organism: Dioszegia hungarica
Lineage: Eukaryota; Fungi; Basidiomycota; Tremellomycetes; Tremellales; Bulleribasidiaceae
Product: phosphatidylserine decarboxylase-domain-containing protein
Exons: 5
Coding region: 1-1587 (528 amino acids)
Biological process (GO): phosphatidylethanolamine biosynthetic process
Cellular component (GO): mitochondrion
Molecular function (GO): phosphatidylserine decarboxylase activity
Source: RefSeq, a predicted model, not a curated record